Molecule: messenger RNA, 1287 nt
Organism: Kluyveromyces lactis
Lineage: Eukaryota; Fungi; Ascomycota; Saccharomycetes; Saccharomycetales; Saccharomycetaceae
Gene: PMI40
Product: mannose-6-phosphate isomerase PMI40
Exons: 1
Coding region: 1-1287 (428 amino acids)
Biological process (GO): carbohydrate metabolic process; GDP-mannose biosynthetic process
Cellular component (GO): cytosol
Molecular function (GO): mannose-6-phosphate isomerase activity; zinc ion binding
Source: RefSeq, a predicted model, not a curated record
AUGCCACAGCUUUUCAGGUUAGAUGCUGGCUUCCAGCAGUACGAUUGGGGUAAGAUCGGUUCAUCCUCUGCAGUUGCUCAGUUUGCUGCUCAUUCAGACCCAUCAGUAAAAAUUGAUGAACAGAAACCAUAUGCCGAACUAUGGAUGGGUACUCAUCAUAAGGUUCCAUCUUAUAAUCAUGAUACUAAAGAAUCGUUGCGUGAUUUGAUUGAAGCUGAUCCAGUUGGAAUGUUGGGUCAAGGCAACGUCGACAAGUUUGGUUCUAUGAAGGAAUUACCAUUCUUGUUUAAAGUUUUAUCCAUUAAAAAAGUGUUAUCUAUCCAAGCCCAUCCAGAUAAGGCUUUAGCUAAAGUCUUACAUUUCAACGAUCCUGCCAAUUAUCCUGAUGAUAACCACAAACCGGAAAUGGCGUUGGCAGUCACCGAUUUUGAAGGUUUCUGUGGAUUCAAGCCAUUGGAAGAGAUUGCAGAUGAGUUGCAACGUAUCCCAGAAUUGAGAAAUAUCGUUGGGGAUGAAGUUUCCGAAACUUUUAUCAACAAUAUUAACCCAGAGGCAGUGAAGGAUUCUGCUGAUGAUGCCAAGAACAAGAAACUCUUGCAACAAGUAUUCAGUAAAGUUAUGAACGCUUCUGAUAAAGUGGUGGUAGAAAACGCACGUGCGUUGAUCAAGAGAGCUCAUGAAUCUCCUGCUGAUUUCAACAAGGACACAUUGCCACAACUCUUAAUAGACUUGAAUGAACAGUUCCCAGAUGAUGUUGGUUUGUUCUGUGGUGGGUUACUUCUAAACCAUUGUAACUUGAAAGCAGGUGAAGCAAUCUUCUUGAGAGCGAAGGACCCACACGCGUACAUUUCUGGUGACAUCAUCGAAUGUAUGGCUGCUUCUGAUAACGUCGUUAGAGCAGGUUUCACACCAAAGUUCAAGGACGUUAAAAACUUGGUCGAAAUGUUGACAUACACUUACGAUUCCGUCGAAAAACAAAAGAUGUCUCCAGAAAACUUUGAAAGAUCUUCUGGCCAAGGUAAAUCUGUUCUAUUUAAUCCACCAAUUGAGGAGUUUGCAGUAUUGUACACCACCUUCCAGGAUGGUGUCGGUACGAGACACUUUGAGGGUUUACACGGUCCUUCCAUUGUGAUCACCACCAAGGGUAACGGUUUCAUCAAGACAGGUGAUUUGAAAUUGAAAGCGGAACCGGGUUUUGUCUUCUUCAUCGCACCUGGAACUGAAGUCGACUUCAUUGCAGACGACACCGACUUUACCACAUACAGAGCAUUUGUCGAACCAAAUUAA